This is a messenger RNA of Solanum stenotomum, 1377 nucleotides long. RefSeq names its product mitochondrial outer membrane import complex protein METAXIN. The record is from RefSeq and is a predicted model, not a curated record. Bases 106 to 1086 code for a protein of 326 amino acids. NCBI's taxonomy places the organism in Eukaryota, Viridiplantae, Streptophyta, Magnoliopsida, Solanales, Solanaceae. Gene Ontology annotation, cellular component: SAM complex. The transcript is spliced from 6 exons. Gene Ontology annotation, biological process: mitochondrion organization.
AAACGCCUCCCCAAAAUCUCUAGGGUUUUAUUUUCACCAAAAAAAAAAAUUCAAUUUCAUUUCAUUGUUGAUACAGAGAUUUUCUCACAAAUUGUUCCAUCUCUAAUGGAAGAAGCAAAGGAAAGAGAGAAACUGACACUUGUGACCCGAAAAUCCUGUUUCGGACUACCCACUUCUUGCCCUAACUGUUUACCGGCUUACGUUUACCUCAAAUUCUCCGGAACUCCAUUUGAUUUGGAUUUCAAUCUCAUUAACCCUGAUUCUGAUCAAAUACCUUAUGUCGAAUCUGGUAGAUACGUAGCCUACAACAAUGAGAAGGGUGGAGUUAUCCGCAGUUUAAGCGAAGAUGGUUUCGUUGAUUUGGACUCUCAAGUCCGUGGUAUACCUGAAUGGAUAUCAGCAAAGGCUAUGGUUGAUUCAUGGCUUGCAGAUGCCAUUAUUUAUGAACUUUGGGUGGGUUCUGACAGAACUUCUGCACACAAGAUUUACUAUUCAGAUCUCCCGUGGCCACUUGGAAAAAUCUUGUACUUAAAGCAAGUUCAUGUUGUGAAACAAAUUCUUGGUAUUACGAAAGAAAAUGCUGAAAGAAGAGAGGAAGAGAUUUACAGGAAUGCCAAUGAUGCCUUUAGUGCUUUAUCAACUAGAUUAGGGGAGCAGGCCUAUUUCUUUGACAACAGGCCGACAAGUUUGGAUGCAGUUUUCCUCGGACAUGCACUUUUUACACUGUAUGCAUUGCCUGAAACUUCAGUGCUCCGAAGCAAGCUAUUGGAACAUGAUAAUCUUGUAAGAUACACUGAGAAGUAUAAAAGUGAACUGAUAGAUUCUAGCGGAUCAUCAUCUUCCGGUACACAAUCCCAGAGUGAUCCUUCUUCAUCCAUGCCAAGGCGUCCUUCACAAUGGAGUUCGAAACCCAAAAGCAAGCCUAAGAGGGAAAAAACUGAGGAAGAGAAAAAGUUCCGUAGAAGGGCUAAAUAUUUUCUGGUCACUCAACUAGUUGCAGUUUUAGUUUUCCUCUCUCUUCUUGGAGGAUCUGAUGCUGCUGAAGUGGAGCUUGAUGAAGAUGAUGAUAGUGCAGAUUAUGAUUGAGCAGUGGGCGUGGGUGCCUUGAUUUUCACUGUUGAGAGUAGUUUAGACUCGAGACUCUUGAUGCACGUUAGUAGUAUCCCUCUUUAUAAUCUGGAAAAUUUUGAAUUCUUCCUGGUGUACAAAUUGCUGCCAUGAAUUAUGGUAUCACUGUAGAAUAAAUUGUUUUUCUUCAUAAAUCGUGGUCUGAGUUGCCCCCUUCAGAAAAAUAGGGCAACGAACAAAUACGAGAGAUGAAAAUUACAGUUUCUUUUUACUUUUUAUGAUUUGCUAUAAUUUUUUGUUUCAACUUCA